AUGGAAGAGCUAGACAACUUAGAGACUAGGUACAACGAUACAAUCACAAUCAAAGACUACCCGACAUCAUUCAACCUACUAGAUAACGAUUCGUCCCCCGAUAUACGAAAUUUACGAUACAAGACAAACACUGACCAUUUGAAUUGUCCAAUUUGCCAACAACCCUUUAUAACUCCACUAACAACGAUAUGCGGACACACGUUUUGCAAAGAGUGUAUAUUGGAGUUUGUGAAAUCACUUAAAAACGGGUCUAACAGUUCCAGAGGUGGUCAUUGUCCCCUAGAUAGGACUCCGAUUGACCCAGCCAACAUCAAUGACUUAUUCCCCACACCAUUGAUUGUGACCAAUCUUGUUGAUGAUUUGAAAGUGUACUGUUUAAACAGUGAACGCGGUUGUGACUGGUCGGGGAGUAGGUGGGAAGUUGAUCAUCACGUUACGGAAGUUUGCCUUUACACGGGAGUGAAAUGUGGCGGGAAACGUGAUAACAACAAGGAAUGUGAGUUGAUUGUUGAGAGAAGGUUUAUGAAAGAUGUUGAAACGAAUGAAUGCGUGCAUAAGCUAUUCAAGUGUGAGUUUUGUGAUACAGAAUUGACAAAGAUCGACGAAGAGGAGCAUCUUGAACAUGAAUGUUUGUACAAUUACAAAAUGUGUGAGUUAUGUGGCAACGACUCAAUCUCACAAAAGAACAUGACCAAACAUCAAGAGAAUUGUAUAAAAAUGGGCAAAGUCAAGUGUCCAGCACAUGAAAUUGGAUGCAGAUGGGUCGGUUCAAAUGAGACUUCUUUGGAAAUACAUCUUCAAAAUGGAAACUGCCAAUUGAAUCAGUUCUUGCCCUUUUACAAUGCCAUGAAUGACAGGAUGACUACUUUGGAACUGGAAAAUCUGUUUCUUCAGCGACAAUUGAACAAGAUAUUGGAUUCAAUCAUUCAAGGAAAAAUCACAAACUUGGGAUACAAUGAAGGAUUAGAGGAGAUCAACAAGUACUCUGGUGAAGAAGAUCAAGAUAAAUUGAUCUACCUCAAUUUCGAAUUGGAUCGUCUCAAGUUUGAAAUAAAUGAGAAAUUGAUUCCAUUUAUAAAUAGGUCAAAGAUUAGUGAUCAAGAAAACAUGAUCAAGAAUCUAGUUAAUGACAAUUUCAUGAUGCGGGAAGAUAUGAAUUUACAAAGAAUGAUGAUCAAUAGUUUGAGAAAGCAGCUACAGUUUAUGCUCUUCUCCAGGAAUAGGGGUGUUGGAGGAGUUGGAGGAGUAGGAGGAAUAGGAAGCACUAUGCCUAAUACAAUGCAUGGUGAUGAUUUCGGUUCUGAUAUGUAUGAACUUGAGUCUAGAAACAGUUCUGAAGAAAGAUUCAAUUUGAAAUUGUAA
Lodderomyces parapsilosis is the source of this 1362-nucleotide messenger RNA. RefSeq lists its product as uncharacterized. The transcript has a single exon. Lineage: Eukaryota; Fungi; Ascomycota; Pichiomycetes; Serinales; Debaryomycetaceae. Bases 1 to 1362 code for a protein of 453 amino acids. The record is from RefSeq and is a predicted model, not a curated record.